Messenger RNA from Emiliania huxleyi CCMP1516, 882 nucleotides. RefSeq lists its product as hypothetical. Bases 1 to 882 code for a protein of 293 amino acids. Lineage: Eukaryota; Haptophyta; Isochrysidales; Noelaerhabdaceae. Gene Ontology annotation, molecular function: protein binding. The record is from RefSeq and is a predicted model, not a curated record. The transcript is spliced from 2 exons.
AUGGCAGGCAUCCUCCCGAGCACGCCGGAAGCAGCCCGGGCUGAGAUCGAGCGACUGCUCGCCAAUGUUCCUGGCCUCGAUCUCUCCAUACACCAAGAGCUGUUGGCAAGCGACGGACUCUCGCAGAUCGUGCACAUGACGAAUGGCAACUGGACAGAGGUGCGCGUGCAUGGGAGACUAAAUGGUUUCCCCGCAUCAGCCUUCCUCCUGGCGCUGGAGGACGAGGAGCUCGCAAGGCAUCUUCUCAUGCGGGCUGUUGAGGCUGUAGCCGAGCAAGCCCGGACGCCAGGUGAGAGGCGCGUGGAUGCCUUAGUUGAGGCGGCUGAAAGAGGGGACGAGGAUCAAGUCCGUUUCUUGCUAAUGUCGGAGGUUGACGAGGCCGGCGAGUACCCUGGCGUACCGCCAGAUGCAGCCAGCAGGCUCUACGGAGGCACACCGCUGUCUUGCGCGUGCUGUCUCGGCCACACUGGUGUCGUGCAACUCCUUUUGGACUAUGGCGCGAGCGUCACCCUGCGCCCUCCGCCGCGCGGACCGCUCUUUGGUUCGUGGCUUCCUCUCAUGAUUGCAACUCAGCACGUGCCUGAAAUCGCUGCAGCGAUAUGCCCGCUCGCCUACGCCGCCGCACUGGUAGACCGUCCCCGUCCCGACGACCCGCGGGACGGGCAGUGGCCAAUGCCCAUGGAGGUGCUUCGCCUCUUCAAGCAGACCCGCCGCUCCAGGUUGUGGGCGCGCUUGCGGCGCAUCGCUCCUCGGGUGGGCUGGUGGCGCCGCGCUUUGAUGCGGCUGUUUGAGGACGGAAUAGAGGUGCACUAUCGACCCGGACACGAGGGCGCGAGGCGCUGCCAGUUGGAAUUCGAAGAUGCAGCCGCGAUCGUUCGGUGA